CUCUUGCAGCAGCGCCACUGCCCAAUGGGGGGCGGCAACUUCUCAGUAACUCGUUCCCUGAAGAUUAUAUAGGUAGAAGAGAGAUUCGCGUUCAAAAUACUUUUGACUCUCUCCGCUCUCCGUAGUGUCUUAGCCCGCUCGAGUUUCAAUACGCGUUGUUGUUUGACGAAGCUGAAUCCUAUACACCAUCUGCUGCUCUCCUGAUCAUGGCUUCUCCGAGUUCUUUCACCUACUACUGCCCUCCAUCUUCCUCCCUUGUUUGGUCAGAGCCGCUGUACACUCUGAGACCCGAGCACGCGCGGGAGCGGUUGCAGGACGACUCAAUAGCAACAGUCACGUCCAUAGAACAGGCAAAAGUUGAAGAAAAGAUUCAAGAGGUCUUCAGUUCUUACAAGUUCAACCACCUUGUCCCAAGGCUUAUUUUGCAAAGGGAAAAGCACUUCCAUUAUCUGAAAAGAGGCCUUCGACAACUGACAGAUGCCUAUGAGUGUCUGGAUGCCAGCCGCCCAUGGCUCUGCUACUGGAUCCUGCACAGCCUGGAACUUCUCGAUGAACCCAUCUCCCAGAAUGUGGCCACAGAUGUUUGUCAUUUCCUGGAGCUGUGUCAGAGCCCAGAAGGUGGCUUUGGAGGGGGCCCUGGCCAGUACCCACACCUUGCACCCACAUAUGCUGCAGUCAACGCAUUGUGCAUCAUUGGCACCGAGGAGGCUUAUAACGUCAUUAACAGAGAGAAGCUUCUUCAGUAUUUGUACUCACUGAAGCAGCCUGACGGCUCUUUCCUCAUGCACGUGGGAGGUGAGGUGGAUGUGAGAAGUGCAUACUGUGCUGCCUCGGUAGCUUCGCUGACCAACAUCGUCACUCCAGACCUCUUUGAAGGCACCGCAGAAUGGAUAGCAAGGUGUCAGAAUUGGGAAGGUGGAAUUGGAGGAGUGCCAGGGAUGGAAGCCCACGGUGGCUACACUUUCUGUGGCCUGGCUGCGCUGGUCAUCCUCAAGAAGGAAUGCUCCUUGAACUUGAAGAGCUUAUUACAAUGGGUGACAAGCCGGCAGAUGCGGUUUGAAGGUGGAUUUCAGGGCCGUUGCAACAAGCUAGUGGAUGGUUGCUACUCCUUCUGGCAGGCGGGGCUCCUCCCACUGCUCCAUCGUGCACUGCAUGCUCAAGGUGACCCUGCCCUCAGCCUGAGCCACUGGAUGUUUCAUCAGCAGGCCCUGCAGGAGUACAUUCUCAUGUGCUGCCAGUGCCCCGCUGGGGGGCUUCUGGACAAACCUGGCAAAUCACGGGACUUCUACCACACAUGCUACUGCCUGAGUGGCCUGUCCAUAGCCCAGCACUUCGGCAGUGGAGCCAUGCUGCAUGAUGUGGUUCUGGGGGUUCCAGAAAACACUCUGCAGCCCACCCACCCUGUGUACAAUAUUGGGCCAGAGAAAGUGAUCCAAGCCACCAUGCACUUUCUGCAGAAGCCAAUCCCAGGUUUCAAGGAACAUGAGGACCAGGCAACAGCAGAGCCUACCACCGACUAGAGGAUGUGGGGUCCUGCAGCUCAGUGUCCACCUGCCCUACCCCCCAGUCUGACCCAGGUUUAUACAUUUCAAUACUAGAGCAUUCUGUGCUACACAUUGCCUUGGCCACGAUGGAGUGGUGGUUUUUUUUUUUUUUUUUUGGUCCUUUCUUGUUAAACAAAACAUAACUGAUGGUUUUGGGUUUGGAGAAGACAGUGGCGUGGUUCUAAAAGUUUCUUUCCAUACCUGCCAAACCAAAAAUGUAUCAGCCCAUGAAGCCUGGCCAGGAUGGCUUAGGGAACAGUGCAUGCUGGGAAGACCAGUCCCUCACCGCCAGUUUCUCCUCAACUCCCCAGCCUGAUAGUCCUGUUAAAGCAAAUGGCACAAGGCAAGCAAAAUAGCUCACUCAGUGCUCUGCUUUGCCAUGUCCGAAACCCAGGUUUGAGCUCAGCUUCCAUUGCACUGAAGAAAGCUUCAGUGCUGUGAUCCCUUUCAUUCUCUCUCCCUCCCCUCUCUCUCUCUCUCCAUCCCUUCUUCUUCCCCCUUUGUCUCUGUCUCUAUCUGAAAAAGGCAUCCUGGAGCAGUGAAGCCAUAGUGAUGGCAAUAAAAAAAAGGUAUCUGUGAGUAUUACAGCUUCCUGAGCCAUGCUACAGUUCUUACUUGCAUACCACCACCAAAUCCCCCAGGGAGCUCCCUCCCAUGAGUGGAGAUAAGUCUGCUCCCUGUGAAGGGGUACUCGGGUUCCACUAAAAAUGAAUCCUCAGAAGAAAACACGGUGGAACUUCACUGAGAGGUGCCAGAGGCUCUCACCUCCUUCCCUGGUCACUUUCAAGGGAAAGGAGCUGGUGGGGAGCGGGGAGGGGAGUCAGGAGUCCUCCCCCCACACUGGAGAACUGAGCCGCACAGCUCUCCAAGGUUGGGCUAAGUGCCUGGGCAGGAUUUGCCUCAGCCCCCGCUUGUGGAAAACCUGGAAAACUAAUUAUGAGUGGAAAAUGAACUUCUGGCUCAAUCUGUGCCAGAGGAAGCAGCACCGGCACCCACCCCAUCAUGCACAUUGAUGUACCCCUCUGAUCCUCAAGGCAGGGUCUGCAGCCCAUAACCAUUCUGUGUUUCCAUCUUUAUUCCACCAGACUCCCAGCCCACCCUCCUCCAAGACAAGUAUUGUCUUCUCUCACCCAACCCAGAGUAUUAACACUACUAAGUCUUUCACCUUAAUUUCUGAUUCAGGAUAUAUUCACGUCCUGCCCACUCCAGGCUCACAGAAACAAAAAUCAAGUGCUAGACAGGCUGACUGCUGCUGAGGCAGUGGCCCGAGUGCUGCCUGAGUGCUACCCAACCUUUUCUCAGUCAGUAGGGUGUCAAGUCGGGUCAUCCCUCUGCUACUGUGGUCACAGCAAGCUCCAUGUUGCUGAUGGGGCCUUCAUGUCAGCAACUGUGGGCUGCAGGGAGACAGGCGCUCAGAGAUGCAGCAUGAGGCUCUUCUCAGAAACUGACCAUUUGCUGCCUCUAAUUCCCUAUCGCUUUGGCUUAUUGGACUCUGUAUUACCUCCUUGAAAUAAUAAAAGAGUAACAUUUUUUUUA
This is a messenger RNA of Erinaceus europaeus (western European hedgehog), 3080 nucleotides long. It is a transcript of the gene FNTB, whose product is annotated as farnesyltransferase, CAAX box, beta. Gene Ontology annotation, biological process: protein farnesylation. The record is from RefSeq and is a predicted model, not a curated record. Gene Ontology annotation, molecular function: protein farnesyltransferase activity. Lineage: Eukaryota; Metazoa; Chordata; Mammalia; Eulipotyphla; Erinaceidae. Gene Ontology annotation, cellular component: protein farnesyltransferase complex. The coding region runs from base 207 to 1520 and encodes 437 amino acids. The transcript is spliced from 12 exons.